AUGAACGCCUUCAACCCUCGAAGGGUGUCCUAUCUGAGGGCGCCGGGUCCGUCACGUCGUUCAGCUGUAUCACCGUACCCUUCACUCAGCUCUAUCGGAUAUCCGCCAUCAGAGAGAUCGGCCGACGAGCGAUUUGCGUCUGCCGUUUGGCACCGCACCUUCAACCAUAUUGACUACGCUGCGUACAAAGCAGCCUGCGACGCGGAAAGGGCAGCGAAGCCCGAAAGAGAUCCGGAUGUAUUCUCAGUAUCUUCGUCAUCGGCCCGGAGCGGAUUUAGCAGAAUCGGCGCCAUGCUCACAAUUUACCCAUACCGCGACAUGGGAUGGCUCGCAACAAUGGUCUUCAUAUCAGGCGGCAUCUGCUUUUGCCUAAACGGCAUCUUCUCCCUCAUACCUCUUCUCAGCCCCAAGUUGAACUUCGCUGGGCAAGAUACCGGAAUCCAAACGACAUACACCUUGGGAGGCGCACUAUUCGCCCUCAGUGGCCUGAUGGGUCUGCUAGCUGCCUUCAACGUCGACCGUGGCCUACUGGAUCCGAAGAAAGACGCACCUGACGCUUACAAGCCUGCUCUUCUGGGCAGCGAAGAAUGGGUUUGGUGGGCCAACUGGUACGAACUACGAACCAUUUACUUGCCGAGUCUGGCUUUCCGAGCCGGCAUCUUACAGUUCUUCGCCGGCGCUUCGUUCACCGUGUCAGCCGUCGCUGGCAUUCCGGGUGUCCUCGAUCUAUCUCACCCAAGCGCCUCUAUCAUAUUUGUUACCUCACCACAACUCAUCGGCGGCGGUGUUUUCGUGAUCGCUGGCCUCUUGAUGAUAUACUUGUCUCAAGACAAGUGGUAUAUCCCGAAAAUUAUCGACGCUAGUUGGCAGAAUGGUCUCUGGAACUUGGUUGGCGCUGGCUCUUUUCUGGCCGUCGGUGUCGUCACGCUUCUCGAGAAGACAGCGGCUGUGGCGAUUGCGGCGUUGUUCCUGACCGGUGGCUUGGGAUUUCUCAUGGCUGCUCUGAUUCAGUGGUACAUUAUUAUGGAGUUUUACCCGACCGAUCCGUAUACGGAGGAUUCUGCGACAGCUGCAGAGAUUCCUUCGCAGUCGAUCUAUUAA
Molecule: messenger RNA, 1101 nt
Organism: Colletotrichum karsti
Lineage: Eukaryota; Fungi; Ascomycota; Sordariomycetes; Glomerellales; Glomerellaceae
Exons: 1
Coding region: 1-1101 (366 amino acids)
Source: RefSeq, a predicted model, not a curated record